Molecule: messenger RNA, 11702 nt
Organism: Drosophila willistoni
Lineage: Eukaryota; Metazoa; Arthropoda; Insecta; Diptera; Drosophilidae
Gene: rg
Product: neurobeachin
Exons: 31
Coding region: 42-11504 (3820 amino acids)
Biological process (GO): intracellular protein localization
Cellular component (GO): cytosol; membrane
Molecular function (GO): protein kinase binding
Source: RefSeq, a predicted model, not a curated record
CGGAAAAAUAAAAACUUCACAAAAACUUCAACGCAAACAAAAUGGCGGACAUCAUGCGUCCGCCGUUUAGUGAGAUCAAACGGCCGGAUGAGAUUGUCAGAAUGACAACCGCCGAUAACUUGAAAUUUGCCGUCCUCAUCGGCCUAAUCGAGGUGGGCCAGGUGACCAAUCGUGAGGUGGUCAAUACUGUGUUACAUUUGCUUGUUGGCGGUGAAUUCGAUAUGGAAUUGAAUUUUGUGAUACAGGAUGCGCAGAAUAUCAAACAUAUGCUGGAACUGUUGGAUCAUUGUCCGCCCAAUUUGCAGGCUGAAAUCUGGAGCGUCUUUAUUGCGAUUCUACGUAAAAGUGUUCGCAAUCUGCAAGCCUGCACAGAUGUGGGACUCAUUGAGCAUGUUCUGGUUCGUUUGCAGCGCUCCGAAACGGUUGUGGCAGAUUUGCUUAUCGAAAUGUUGGGCGUAUUGGCCAGCUAUAGCAUAACGGUUAAAGAGUUAAAAUUGCUUUUUGGCACCAUGAAGGCCAAUAAUGCCAAAUGGCCGCGACAUUCGGCAAAAUUAUUGAAUGUCCUACGACAAAUGCCACAUCGCAAUGGACCCGAUGUGUUCUUUAGUUUUCCAGGUCGUAAGGGUUCGGCCAUGGUCCUGCCACCGUUGGCAAAAUGGCCUUAUGAGAAUGGAUUUACCUUUACCACAUGGUUUCGAUUGGAUCCAAUUAACUCGGUGAACAUUGAGCGAGAGAAGCCAUACCUCUAUUGCUUCAAGACAUCAAAAGGUGUGGGCUAUACAGCGCAUUUCGUGGGCAAUUGCCUUGUCCUAACCUCAAUGAAGGUGAAAGGCAAAGGUUUUCAGCAUUGUGUCAAAUAUGAAUUUCAGCCACGAAAGUGGUACAUGAUUGCCAUAGUGUAUAUAUACAAUCGUUGGACGAAAAGCGAAAUCAAGUGCCUAGUAAAUGGACAAUUAGCCUCGUCAACUGAAAUGGCUUGGUUUGUCUCCACAAACGAUCCCUUUGACAAGUGCUACAUAGGAGCCACGCCCGAGUUGGAUGAGGAACGUGUUUUCUGUGGCCAAAUGUCGGCAAUAUAUUUGUUCAGUGAGGCAUUGACCACUCAACAAAUCUGUGCCAUGCAUCGUCUGGGGCCCGGCUAUAAGUCGCAAUUUCGUUUCGAUAACGAAUGCUAUCUGAAUCUGCCGGAUAAUCACAAACGGGUGAGUCACUUUCAACUUCUACCAGCCACAACAGGAGGCGGUGGUGGCGGCUCGUCGUCAUCCGCCUCGGAUGCGGCGACAUCUGCCGCUGCCGCCAGCGGGCAACAGCAAUUGCAAUUGCAGUUCCAAACAUUGGCCGCCGAGCAGGAGGCACGCGCCAUUGAUUGGUCUGAUGAGCGUUUAGAUUUGAGUGCGGCUUUUGUUAAAAUUCGUGCAGUUCUAACUGCCCGCAAUGCGGUUGCUUUGGCAGCCGUUCAGGGAACGGCGGGAGCAACACCGAGUGCUGCAACAUCAACAUCACCAGCUACAGGUGCAGCGGGAGCAACGGCAACCGCAGGAGGGAGUGGAGGUGGUGGUACAGCAGUGGAAGCAAACGCACCAGCAACUCCUUCAGGCAACAGCAGCAAUAAUAAUUCGGAUUCAGUGCAACAGUCGGAUGAUCCACUUGCUCAUUUGCCAACUGGAAAUGCUUCUUUUGAUCAACUGCGUCGUAUGUCCAGCCUGACCAGUCUUAAUUCCAUGGUCGCUGCCGCUAUUGGAGCCGACACAGAGGAAAUCAACCAGCUAAAAGCUGUCUUGUACGAUGGUAAACUAUCGAAUGCCAUUGUCUUCAUGUACAAUCCGGUGGCAACCGAUGGUCAACUCUGUUUGCAGUCAUCCCCCAAAGGAAAUGUUUCAUAUUUUGUACACACGCCGCAUGCGCUGAUGCUGCAGGAUGUCAAGGCUGUGGUCACUCACUCAAUACACUGUACCCUCAAUUCCAUUGGUGGCAUCCAAGUGCUCUUUCCACUUUUCUCCCAACUAGAUAUGGCUCACGAUGGUAUUGGCGAUAUCAAAAGAGAUCCAACAUUGUGCUCCAAAUUGUUGGGCUUCAUCUGUGAGCUAGUGGAAACAUCACAGACAGUGCAGCAGCAUAUGAUCCAGAAUCGUGGAUUUUUGGUCAUAUCAUUUAUGCUGCAACGUUCCUCGCGGGAACAUUUGACGCUCGAAGUUUUGGGCUCAUUUCUCAACUUGACCAAAUAUUUGGUUACCUGCCUAUCGGCCAACAGUGAUCUGCUGCUUAAGCAGCUGCUCGAUCAUGUUCUUUUCAAUCCAGCUUUGUGGAUCUAUACGCCAGCCAAUGUACAGGCACGUCUGUACUCAUAUCUGGCCACUGAAUUCUUGAGCGACACCCAAAUCUACAGUAAUGUUCGUCGAGUGAGCACUGUACUGCAAACAGUGCACACUCUCAAAUACUACUAUUGGGUGGUCAAUCCACGUGCCAAGAGCGGCAUCAUACCAAAGGGCUUAGAUGGACCGCGACCAGCGCAAAAGGAUAUACUAGCCAUUCGCGCUUACAUUCUACUAUUUCUAAAGCAGCUGAUUAUGAUCGGUAAUGGCGUCAAGGAGGAUGAACUGCAAAGCAUACUCAACUAUUUGACGACCAUGCAUGAGGACGAGAACUUGCAUGAUGUUUUGCAAAUGCUCAUCUCAUUGAUGUCCGAGCAUCCAAGCUCUAUGGUACCUGCCUUCGAUGUGAAGCACGGUGUGCGCAGCAUAUUUAAAUUGCUGGCAGCCGAAAGUCAAUUGAUACGCCUACAGGCCCUAAAGCUAUUGGGCUUCUUCCUCUCAAGAAGCACACACAAACGUAAAUAUGAUGUGAUGUCACCACAUAAUUUGUACACUUUGCUGGCUGAACGUCUGCUCCUGUACGAGGAGUCACUAUCCCUGCCCACAUAUAAUGUGCUCUAUGAGAUCAUGACCGAGCAUAUAUCACAGCAAAUCCUGUACACACGCCAUCCAGAGCCAGAGAGUCAUUAUCGCCUGGAGAAUCCAAUGAUCCUUAAAGUCGUUGCAACCCUCAUUCGGCAAUCGAAGCAAACCGAGUCGCUGAUCGAUGUGAAGAAACUGUUUCUGCAGGAUAUGACACUGCUGUGUAAUAGCAAUCGUGAAAAUCGCCGUACUGUUCUUCAAAUGUCUGUAUGGCAAGAAUGGCUUAUUGCCAUGGCAUAUAUUCAUCCAAAGAACUCGGAAGAGCAAAAGAUUAGUGAUAUGGUUUAUUCACUAUUUCGAAUGCUGCUUCAUCAUGCCAUCAAGCAUGAAUAUGGCGGUUGGCGCGUAUGGGUAGACACGUUAGCCAUUGUCCACUCGAAAGUGUCAUAUGAGGAGUUUAAAUUGCAGUUCGCCCAAAUGUAUGAGCAUUAUGAGCGACAGCGGACGGAUAAUAUCACGGAUCCGGCCUUAAGGCAGGCGAGACCAAUUAGCACGAUCAGUGGGUGGGAACGUGAGGAGUUGCAACAACAGCAAAAUGGUGCUGCCAGUCCCAUACCGAAUCCCAAUUCGAAUUCGCAACAACAGCCAGCAAUAUCCAUGGCCUCAUUAGAGGAUGCUCCUGCUGUGGAAGAAGAAGUUGAAGAGAUGGAAAGUCUCAGUGUGGAGGCUGAAGUAGAAGCAGAUCCUGACGCUGAAGCUGACAACGAGAAUGAGAAUGAUGCUACCGAAAUAGAUGUAGAGCCUGAGCCAGAAACGGAGGCAUGUGCCUGUAUUGACCAGCCGGAGACGGAGGUUGUGUCAAAUAAAUCCGUUAUAGCUAACAUUUCCGAUGUAUACAAUGAGCAAAUCAAAACAGACGAAGCCCUUCAGGCAACAAUCGCACCACCCACACGGACUUGCAAUGGUAGCCAUGACGAAACCACGGAAACGAGCAAUGAACUUAAACCAGAAUCACCCACGCAUGGUGGCCAAGCGGCUUUGAAGGAGACACUGCAACUUAGCGACACAAUGGAUGUCGAGGAACUGGAGUUGGCUACGGCUAAGGAUUCGCUGGAUGCGAAUGAGCAUGUGGCCCAGGUGCUAAAAUUAUCGGAAGCCGCAUUAGAUGAAUGCAAGUUGGCAGUGGAUGAUGUUUUACAGGAAGCAUCUUCAGUGCUCAAAGAUGAAGAGAUCGAAUUGGCUGUCAACGAGGUGGUCCAGGGAGUUCUUAACAGCGAAAGUAAAAAGACGCCAGCUCAAGCAACGCAGGAGACUAAAGAUGCCAAAGACGGUGAGGAAGGUCAAGAUGACGAUGUGUCCCGGCUCAAUAGCAAGAAUUUGCUUAAUAACAAUAAUGAAGAGCAGAUCCUUGAUUCAAAAUUGGAGACGAAGACGGAGACAAAGACGCAAACACAGGCAGAGGAAAUUGAGGUGAAUGCCAAUGAGAUCAGUCAGGGUCAGGCCAAGACUAAUGAAGAAGAAAUAACGUUGGAAGCGAAAAAGGAAACGGAAACAAAGCCCGAAAGGGAGAAAACAGAGACCAGUAAUCAAAAGACUGAAGAUUCAACAGCUAAUAAGCUAAACAAUAAUGAUAAAUUGGAAAGCGAAAUCAAGGAAACGACCAGUGAGGAGCAUCCCUUGAGUCCACCACCAACAGAGACGGCAAGUGAGCCAGCAAAGCUUCCAGAAUCGAUACCAGCCCCAAUAGAUUCGCAAUCCGCAAAAUCAGAUGACCAGCCUGAGCCAGUAAGGGAGGAGAAUCUAUUGCAUUUGACUGACUCGGAAGGAGAACAGACGGAUGAUGUUGUGGCCAGUGCAGUUCGCGACAUUGUUGAACAAUUAAUUGAAAAAGUUAUCGAUGCCACGCAAACAGAAAACGAACAGGAAACAGAAACGGAAACGAAUAACAAUGAGGUGCCCACCGCUGUUGUUAAAGAAGUACCAGAGAGUACGGAACUACCAGAGAGUGUAUCAGCGGCGGCUGCCCAAGAAAUUGUGCAAGAAGUGGUUGAAGCAGCUCUCGACUUGGUCGAAGAAAGUCACAAUGAGACAGCGGCCGAUAACGAAGUCGUGACAGAGACGAGUGAACAGGAGCAUGUAACCGAGAUUGUGAGCAAAGUCCUGGACAAUCUGGUGGAAGAAACUGUCAAAACAGUGGCCGCCGAGCAAACCACACAGACAUCUCCCGAGCCUUUAGAUAAACCAGAAAUUGAGACACCAGAGACACCGCCGCAGACGCCACCUCCGAAACCAGCAGCAACAACAGCAGCGCCAUCUGCUGCAGUUAGAGUAAAACCUCAAGAAGUUGAUUCUACCACUCAAACAACACCGAAGAAUGAGGCAGGUCAACAGAUUAUGGAGAUAACGGGACAAGAGACAGAUGCCCAAUUGGUAGACUCUAUCGAACAGCAGCAAUCAACAGAAGUCUCAGCCCAGCUUAAGGCCAAUCACUAUGCUGGCAGUAAUGCACAAAACAGCAUUGAAAUUAGUGCCAAUUCAAAGCAACAGCACCAGCAGCAGCAGCAGCCGCAGCAACAACAACAGCAGCAACGUACUAAAUCAGGAUCAACGCGACCCAUGUUCAGUCCUGGACCAACACGCCCGCCUUUCCGUAUACCGGAAUUCAAAUGGUCCUACAUACAUCAGCGUCUGCUAAGCGAUGUGCUCUUCUCGCUGGAAACGGAUAUACAAGUCUGGCGCAGCCACUCGACAAAAAGUGUCCUUGACUUUGUCAACUCUAGUGAGAAUGCCAUUUUUGUGGUGAAUACAGUGCAUUUGAUAUCACAACUGGCCGAUAAUCUUAUCAUUGCCUGUGGCGGCUUAUUGCCUUUGCUGGCUAGCGCCACAUCGCCAAAUUCCGAAUUGGACGUUUUAGAACCAACGCAGGGUAUGCCUUUGGAAGUGGCCGUAUCCUUUCUGCAGCGUCUCGUUAAUAUGGCUGAUGUUUUGAUCUUUGCCACCUCGUUGAAUUUCGGUGAACUAGAGGCCGAAAAAAAUAUGUCAAGCGGCGGCAUAUUACGUCAGUGCCUGCGUCUGGUCUGCACCUGUGCUGUGCGCAAUUGUUUGGAAUGCAAAGAGCGGACGCGUUACAAUGUGGGAGCCUUGGCUCGUGAUGUACCCGGAGCGGCACACUUGCAGGCCCUAAUACGAGGUGCCCAGGCAUCGCCAAAGAAUAUUGUCGAAUCAAUCACCGGCCAAUUGUCGCCGGUCAAAGAUCCAGAGAAGCUCCUCCAAGAUAUGGAUGUGAAUCGUUUGCGCGCUGUCAUCUAUCGUGAUGUGGAGGAAACGAAACAGGCUCAGUUCCUAUCACUAGCCAUUGUUUACUUCAUUUCAGUAUUGAUGGUAUCCAAAUAUCGUGAUAUAUUGGAACCACCUGCGGAACCACAAAUUCAACGUCAAUCGCCAGUGCUUCAACGCACAGCUGGCAGCGGUAAUAGCGAAGCUGCCAGUGCUCGCCCCUUAUUCCCCCAAUGGUCGCAUCAUGUCUAUCCACAAUUUUUGCCCGAGUCGCAUCAGAAUCAUGUGUCUGCCGGCAACAUGCAAGAACAACAGCAGCAGCAACAACAGCAGCAGCAACACUACUACCAGCAGCAGCAACAGCCGCCCCACAGCAAUCACUCACAUCAUCAUAUAGCUGGAAGCUACUAUCAACAGCAGCAACAGCAGUUGCAGCAACAGCAAUUGGGUGGCAACAUUUCGCCCACUACUUUGGCCACACACUCGACAAGUUCAUCGGCCAGCUCGACGGCCACUUCACAGCCAGCUUCAAGUUCAUCUCUUUCCAGUUUGGCUUCGCAAGGUCAGCAGCAAACCCACAGACAGAUCCACAAACAACAGCAGCAGCAAUAUCACACGCACCAGCAACAGCAACAACCGCACUAUGCCAUGAUCAAUGGCCAUCAGCAACAACAACCAAAUGGUAAACAUACCAGUGGAGGACACUAUGAGAAUGGGUCGACAGGUGCAGCAGCAGCAGCAGGAACUGUCUAUCAUCCGCAUGCUCAUCCGCAUUCGCAUCCGCAUUCCCAUGCUUAUAUGCGUAAUGUCGACCAGCAGCAUCAGAACGGACAUGUUUUGGCCGAAUAUCUAAAUGGUCAUGGUAAUAACAACAAUGCCAUGGUGAACAAUAUGAGAAAUCUGAGGAAUGGUCAUAAUAAUCCAAACUCAUCAACGGCAACUGCCGCUGUUGGUGGUGGUGUUGGUGCUGCUGCUGGUGGUGGUGCUGGUGCUGGUGCUGGAGGUGGUGGCAUCUCUGGCAUGGCUGGCAUGGGUAUUGGCAUGGGUAUGGGCAUGGGCAUGGGCAUAGGCAUGGCUGAUGGCAAUGUAGGUGGAGGUGUUGGCGGCGGUGGCGUCGGCGUCGGCGGCGUUGGCGGUGUUAAUGCUUACAAGACAAAUGCCAUAAAUAAUAAUUACCGCUACAAUGGACGCACCGGCAAUGUGUCUGGCUCUGGAACAGGUGCACGCCAAAUUCAGGACAGCGACUAUGAGAUAAUCGUUGUCGAUGAGAACAAUCCCUCAGUGCUGGCCGAUAAUGAUUCACAUUCCAGUGGACCGCCAUCGAUCAAGACAUCAACAACAACCACAACAACAACCGCUCAUAAUAACAAUAACAACACUAAGACAACAACAACAACAACAACAAUAACUGCUACAGCAACAACAACAACAACAACUACUACAACCAAAGAUACAAUUAAAAUUCAACAGCAACCAUUGUCACCACCCAAGCCAAUGGUGCCACAAAAAUUGCCAAAGAGUGUCGAUUCGGAUGUUGGGUCUUUGAACAUGAAUUCAACCGAAAAUGAAGUGCCAGAGGUGGAAUCAUCUAGCGAAAUACUGAUCGAUGAUCAUAAGCCAAGCAAUUCCAAUGAUGAAAGCUGGACGGAUGUCAAUUUGAAUGAAGAUGCUGCCGUUCAAGCAGCUAGCGCUGGCAUGGUUGUCGGCUUAGUUGAUGCCAAUAGUGCUAAUGCCUCCGAUAUGGCAAAACAUGAUGGGAUUGUUUCCGGUCAGCAAGGAUCUGCACUCCAUCAUUCACAGCAUCAGCAACAUCAGCAGCAUCAGAGUCAAGAGCGUGGCGAUAAGCCGGACUCGGAAAUCUCUGUUGUUCGUGUACCCGAUGGCUAUGGAUCUUCAACUGGCGCGGGUAGUGGUAAUCCCGGCGGUGUCGGUGGCCCUGGUUCUGGAUCUGGAAAUGACAUAAACACCAAUAACGCCAUGGUCCAGCGUCCACGGGCCGAUGAGUUGCCCAUGAAGGCACCCGCCUUGGUGGCCCAAUUGCCAUUGACAACACCGUCCCGUGAGGCCAGCCUUACCCAGAAAUUGGAAAUCGCUCUGGGUCCAGUGUGUCCUCUUUUGCGUGAAAUCAUGGUUGACUUCGCACCAUUCCUAUCUAAAACACUUGUGGGCUCCCAUGGCCAAGAGUUGCUAAUGGAGGGUAAGGGACUGACGACAUUCAAAAACUCGCAUUCGGUGGUAGAGCUGGUCAUGUUGCUCUGCUCACAGGAGUGGCAAAACAGUCUGCAGAAGCAUGCCGGUCUCGCUUUCAUAGAGCUAAUCAAUGAGGGUCGUCUACUAUCCCACGCCAUGAAGGAUCACAUUGUGCGCGUGGCCAAUGAAGCGGAAUUCAUAUUGAAUCGCAUGCGAGCGGAUGAUGUCCUUAAGCAUGCCGAUUUUGAGUCGCAAUGUGCCCAGACUUUACUAGAGAGACGGGAUGAGGAACGCAUGUGCGAUCAUCUGAUAACAGCAGCACGACGCAGAGAUAAUGUGAUUGCCAGUCGAUUGUUGGAAAAGGUUCGCAACAUAAUGUGCAAUCGCCACGGUGCUUGGGGUGAAGGUAAUGGAAAUGGCAGUGGCAAUGCCAGCAGUGUCAGUGUUACAAGUGGACAAUGUUCGCUUUUGCCAAAGAGUACGUACUGGAAGCUCGACGCCUGGGAGGACGAUGCCCGUCGACGCAAACGUAUGGUUCAGAAUCCACGCGGUUCUUCACAUCCGCAGGCCACCCUGAAGGCGGCGCUCGAGAAUGGAGCACCCGAGGAUGCCAUUUUGCAGACGCGCGAUGAGUUUCACACACAAAUCGCCGUGUCGCGAGCACAUCCAUCAUCUCAGCAUAGCGGCGAACUAUUGGACGAUGCCGAACUGCUUAUUGAGGAUCGGGAACUUGAUUUGGAUUUAACUGGGCCCGUGAAUAUUAGCACUAAGGCACGUCUAAUUGCCCCCGGAUUGGUUGCACCAGGCACUGUGUCCAUCACCAGCACUGAGAUGUUCUUCGAGGUAGACGAAGAUCAUCCAGAAUUUCAGAAAAUUGAUGCCGAAGUGCUUAAGUACUGCGAUCACUUGCAUGGCAAAUGGUAUUUCUCCGAAGUGCGAGCCAUUUUCUCGCGUCGUUAUUUGCUGCAAAAUGUGGCACUUGAGAUAUUUCUAGCCAGUCGUACCUCCAUUCUGUUUGCCUUUCCCGAUCAGCACACGGUGAAAAAGGUCAUUAAAGCAUUGCCCCGUGUGGGUGUUGGCAUUAAGUACGGAAUACCGCAAACCAGGCGUGCCUCAAUGAUGUCACCUCGGCAAUUAAUGCGCAACUCUAACAUGACCCAAAAAUGGCAACGACGUGAAAUAUCGAAUUUCGAGUAUUUGAUGUUCCUUAAUACAAUCGCUGGACGGACAUACAAUGACCUCAAUCAGUAUCCCAUCUUCCCCUGGGUGCUGACCAACUACGAGUCUAAGGAUCUGGAUCUCAGCCUACCUUCGAACUAUCGCGACCUGUCGAAGCCCAUUGGCGCCUUGAAUCCAUCGCGUCGUGCCUAUUUUGAGGAGCGCUACGAGAGCUGGGAUAGUGAUACGAUUCCGCCUUUCCACUAUGGCACUCAUUAUUCGACGGCCGCUUUUACGCUCAAUUGGUUGGUCCGUGUCGAGCCUUUUACCACCAUGUUCCUGGCCCUACAGGGCGGUAAAUUCGAUUAUCCCGAUCGAUUGUUCUCUUCUGUAUCAUUGUCAUGGAAGAAUUGUCAACGCGAUACAUCCGAUGUAAAGGAACUGAUACCCGAAUGGUACUUCCUGCCAGAAAUGUUUUACAAUUCAUCUGGCUAUCGGCUCGGACAUCGCGAAGAUGGCGCUCUGGUCGAUGACAUCGAACUACCGCCUUGGGCCAAGAGCCCGGAAGAGUUUGUGCGCAUCAAUCGCAUGGCCCUGGAAUCAGAGUUCGUAUCGUGUCAACUACAUCAAUGGAUCGAUCUGAUAUUCGGCUAUAAGCAGCGAGGUCCCGAGGCCAUUAGGGCGACUAACGUGUUCUACUAUCUCACCUAUGAGGGAAGUGUUGAUCUAGACGGAGUUCUCGAUCCGGUGAUGCGUGAAGCAGUCGAAAAUCAAAUACGCAAUUUCGGACAAACUCCUAGCCAAUUGCUAAUGGAACCCCAUCCGCCACGUAGCUCGGCAAUGCAUUUGUCGCCGAUGAUGUUUAGCGCCAUGCCCGAGGACUUGUGCCAGAUGUUAAAAUUCUAUCAGAACUCGCCGAUCAUACACAUAUCGGCCAAUACGUAUCCGCAACUAUCGUUGCCUUCGGUUGUGACUGUCACGGCUGGCCAUCAGUUUGCCGUGAAUCGAUGGAAUUGCAAUUACACCGCCUCCGUCCAGAGUCCCAGCUAUGCCGAGUCACCGCAAUCGCCGGGCUCAAAUCAGCCGUUGACCAUUGAUCCUGUUCUUGCUGGCCAUGGAACGAAUAAUAAUAGCAAUGCAGUUAGCCGGCGUCACCUGGGCGAUAACUUUAGUCAAAUGCUAAAGAUUCGCUCGAAUUGCUUUGUGACCACAGUGGAUAGUCGUUUCCUGAUUGCUUGCGGCUUUUGGGACAAUAGUUUCCGUGUAUUUGCCACCGAGACGGCGAAAAUCGUUCAAAUUGUCUUCGGGCACUUUGGUGUGGUCACCUGCAUGGCCCGAUCCGAAUGCAAUAUUACCUCCGAUUGCUAUAUAGCUUCAGGCUCCGCUGAUUGUACAGUUCUACUAUGGCAUUGGAAUGCGCGCACCCAGAGCAUUGUGGGUGAGGGCGAUGUGCCAACACCUCGUGCGACUCUAACUGGCCACGAACAGGCAGUCACCUCUGUGGUUAUAAGCGCUGAGUUAGGUCUGGUAGUGUCCGGUUCGACAAACGGUCCUGUAUUGAUUCACACAACAUUUGGUGAUCUAUUGCGCUCACUGGAUCCGCCGGCUGAAUUCCAUUCACCCGAAUUGAUAACAAUGUCCCGGGAGGGUUUCAUAGUCAUCAACUAUGAUAAGGGCAAUGUGGCUGCCUAUACCAUAAAUGGUAAAAAGUUACGCCACGAGACGCACAACGACAAUCUGCAGUGCAUGCUGCUUUCACGGGAUGGUGAAUAUCUGAUGACAGCCGGUGAUAGUGGCAUUGUGGAGGUAUGGCGUACCUUCAAUUUGGCACCACUUUAUGCCUUCCCCGCCUGUAAUGCGGGCAUACGUUCGCUGGCCUUAACGCACGAUCAAAAAUAUUUGCUGGCUGGCCUCUCCACUGGCUCGAUAAUUGUGUUCCAUAUUGAUUUUAAUCGGUGGCAUCAUGAGUAUCAGCAGCGCUACUGAAUGGAUUGAUGAAUGCGAGAAGAAAAAACAAAAAGCGUUAAUUUGCUAGUUAACAAAGCUGAAUCAAAUAUAGAGAAAAAAAAACAACCUAAACUCAACAUAACGAGUAACGAGUGGCGAGUGCAACUGAUAAACAAAUACAAGCAUGUAACAGGCAGAAGGUAACGAGUGCAUUCGUCUCUAUUAUUAUUAUUAUUA